Colletotrichum destructivum is the source of this 2296-nucleotide messenger RNA. RefSeq names its product Putative cytochrome P450. The transcript has 3 exons. Gene Ontology annotation, molecular function: oxidoreductase activity, acting on paired donors, with incorporation or reduction of molecular oxygen; steroid hydroxylase activity; heme binding. NCBI's taxonomy places the organism in Eukaryota, Fungi, Ascomycota, Sordariomycetes, Glomerellales, Glomerellaceae. The record is from RefSeq and is a predicted model, not a curated record. The coding region runs from base 70 to 1839 and encodes 589 amino acids.
UUAGCGUCACCAAAGGUCACAAGUUUAAUAGCUUUUUGCAUUCAGAGUACUUGAAUAUCUUCUCCAGUCAUGGCGCAAGCGUCCAGUGCCUCAGAACGGCAUUUCAGAGCCCCUUUUGAAGUGCCCAUUACACUGAAUCACCUCUUCCUGUUCUUGUUGAUCUUCAUUCCAGUCCUAAACCUUGCCAUAACAUGGAUCAAUUUCAGGAGGAGAUUGAAUCACCAGGACAUUGGAAAACUGCCGGCCUUGUGGCCACACUCGCUACCCUUUGUGGGUUCGCUGGGCAUGACGCUGUUAUACCUGCUCAGUAACCCCAUGGACUUCUUUAAUGGAAACAAAAUAUUCAAGUUGAAGCAGCCGGUCGGGGUGAGGCUCUUCGGCAAGCAGCUAUACCUGGUCCAGGGCGCGUCAAACAUCUCGGACGUGUUCAAGAACUCUUGGACAUCCACUUCUCUCUUCCUGCAUCAGUUCAGCCUGCGCCGCGCAUUCGGCAUGAAGGAAGACGCCCUCCAUCUGUACGGCCGUGACGACUCGGGCAGCAAGCCCAAGCCCAACCCCGGCAGUACGGUGGCGGCGCACAACCGCAUCGACUUCCGCUCCUAUCAGACCAUUACCCAGCUCCUCUCGGGCAGCGGCUUCAAGCCGCUCAUGGACCGCUUUGAGCGAGGCGUGACGGGCCGCUUCCAGCGCUACUACGCGGACGUGGUCGGGACGGAGUGGCAAGAUGUCGACUUGCUUGAUGUCUUUGAGGACCUGGUCUCGGCCGCAAGCACCGACGCGCUCUGCGGCCCGCACAUGCUACGGCGGAACCCGGACUUCCUCAAGGUGCUCUGGGAGCUGGACCGCGACCUGGGCGUCCUGUUCAGGGGGACGCCGCGGUUCCUUGCGCCAAAGGUCUACGCCCGCCGUGACCGCCUCUUCGCCGCCAUCAAGGACUGGCAUGCCUUUGCGCGGGAGUCGUUCCAUCCCGGUGCCGUUGACUCAAACGGCGACGAUGUCUUUUGGGGUAGCAAGUUCUUCCGUGAUCGGCAUCGGGUUUUCCUGGAGAUGGACGGCAUGGACUACGAUGCCAUUGCUUCGGAGGAUUUUGGAGCCAUCUGGGCAUCCACCCGUAACUCGGUAAUGGCCUCCUUUUGGGCCGUCCUGGAAAUCUUCUCCGACCCGGAGCUGCUCGCGAGAGUCAGGGCGGAAGUCGACGGUUGCCGAUGUGCACCGGGUGAAGAGCAGGUCUUUGACAUGGACGCUCUCAUGGCGCUGCCGCUGCUGCAGUCCAUCUAUGCCGAGGUGCUCCGCCUGCGGGUGCACAUCUUCAUUGUGCGGGUACCGCAGCGGUUCGACCUCUCGAUCGGCCAGUGGAUUGUCCCGCGCGGCUCGACGAUGCUGACGUGCUCGACGCCGGCGCACAUGGACCCGGAUGCCUGGGACGACGCGGGGCCCGCGGGCGAGCACCCGCCGCUGGCCAGCUUCUGGGCCGACCGUUUCCUGCGGCACGGUGACGGAGCCGAGACAGAAGGCGGCCCAGGGAGCAACAACAACAACAACAACAACAACAACAACAACAACGGCAGUGGUAGGGCCAGUGGCUCAGGCCGCGGGGCCAGGUUCUCUCUAAAUGAGCACGAGGGGUCGUGGAUCCCGUAUGGCGGCGGUCCGAGGAUGUGUCCUGGACGGCACUUUGCCAAACGUGAGAUUAUGCUGACGGCUGCGAUCAUGGUGACAUUCUUCGACGUCCAAGUGCUUGCCGAUGUGCGCUCGCUGAAGAUGGACAUGGGUGGUUUUGGAUUUGGCACGCUGGGUGUUGUUGGCAAGGUGCCGAUCAGGAUCCGGCAGAGGCAAUAAUAAGCCGUGCUUCACCUUGACCCUAAAUAUGAUGAUUCUCGGCCCAGUCGGGGCUUAGUCGGGGCGUAUUUUGCUUGCUUGCUUGCUUGACCUGGUCGGCCAGUCAGUCACUGGCUUCAGGAAGAUUGACGUCUCAAGGCCAAGGUGGAAAGCUCUCAGUGUCUCAUAUGUCUUUACGCCUGACUUCAAGGAGAGGGUCUUGGACUCGACAUCUGAAAGAGAAGCAUACAUGAUUCGCUCAUUUUUGCUCCAAGUCUGGUUUAUUGGUUUUUGAUGAUUGAUGGUGAGUGACGAAUCACUAUGAUGCUAAUACGGGGCCAGCAACCAGCUAAGCUGUCUGUCCAUCUCGGAACAAUCACAUUGUUGUAAAUGAUGCUCGCUCAUCGAAUCGCUUACAAACACGACUCGGCGGAACGGAAGAUGCAAGCAAACACUGUCCCCGUCCAUUCUAACCUAA